Molecule: messenger RNA, 1482 nt
Organism: Anopheles cruzii
Lineage: Eukaryota; Metazoa; Arthropoda; Insecta; Diptera; Culicidae
Exons: 4
Coding region: 1-546 (181 amino acids)
Source: RefSeq, a predicted model, not a curated record
AUGUGUGACAAAGACAUACUGCAGCGUACCAACAUGGAAACCAAUAAAAUUGAAGAGCUCCAAGUAUUUAAUAUGCGGAAUGAUAACUUGUUGUCUGGUUGUGGUAUAAACCUGUUCAUGUUAAGCGAUCCAGCGCAGGAAUUGCUCAAGCAGUUCGCUCAGAUUCGUCUUCUGACAGGAUUGUGCAUCGAGCGGCCUGACCAGUCAUUCCUCGACGAGUACCUUUACCAGCGCGCGGGCAGUGGGCUGGAAGCGAAGCUGAAAACGCUGGCAUUGAGUAGCGACAUCGAAACACUUCAUACCGUGAUCCGGGCCACGAGACAAAAAGUAGAACAAUUGGAGUGUUUCCUGGAGGAAAGUGCAAGUCUUACCGCGUCCGGAGAUGAGCACGAGAAGAAAAAGACUGUGCAGGAGAAGCACAUCGACGUUGUUAAAAGUCGACAGAGAGCAGUGAACAACGCAGUGGAAGAGAUCGACUUGGACGAAUUAACCGCCAAUGUACGCCUACUCGAAGAGGAAGAUAAUGCGCGUGUAAAUGAUAACUAAGAGUUCGUUCGCAUCGCAGUGGGAAAUGUAGCAGAAGGAAGGGCGUUGUGCGUUGCUAUCUCGACUCUCGCUUGGGAACUACAAACCAGGCGCCACAUAAUACAUGGGCUGGAAGGUCGCGCGUCUAAGGAGGAUGACGCGGUUUUUUUUUGGUCAAAAUUGGUUUUAUUCAUCAAUUUUCUUCAAGAGCCACAGAAUCCAUCCAAUUUCAAUGCAACUUUUGUAAAACGAUUUAUCUUUUGCCUCGAAACAGGCCUCAGUUUCAGUCAUAACCUAUUCAUUCGAGGCUGUGAAUGGCGAAUACGGUGCAUUUGGGAGCAGUUCGAAGUUCAAUUCGUAGUAGUUUACCAUUGUUCCAUUCCAUUUAAUGUAGUUUCACCAUUGUUUUGUUUGACUUGGAUCCAUUGUUCCAUAUCCAUCCAGCGAAAUGAUGGAUCCAUUGUUACAUAUCGACAACAAACAUCUGGUUUGUUACGGACAAACGUGGCCAAUCAUCGGCACGUUCUUGUUUUUGGUCCACAGUCACGUGUCUCUACGACCACGUUUGAAGUCUGCAAACCAACUUUUUAUUGUUGGUUCUGAUAGAGCGGAUAGUAACUCAAACUUAUGAGUAGAAUAUACAUAAUUUUUACGGCUUUCUUUUGAAGGUUUGUACUAACUGAAAAGCGGUGAAUGCAAUAAGACUAGCGCUAUUUAUGGGUUAGGCCCGGGACUUUUCGGGCCAUGUGUUAAGAGCAUUGUUGUUGAACCAUUAAAAUACUCAACCGCUGCUGCGAUCCUUGCUUCAACGAUGUUGUUUGGGGAUUUUUUGAUGGCAAGUUUUACGUUGGCUUUGUGGGAACCCCAUGUGGUUCUUGUGUGACUAAUGUGCUUCUUGACGAGAGAGCGGGUCCCAGUGCUAUUGCCACACCACGGUACAUAAAUCGAUUUCAAAUU